Suillus subaureus is the source of this 564-nucleotide messenger RNA. RefSeq lists its product as uncharacterized. The coding region runs from base 1 to 564 and encodes 187 amino acids. The record is from RefSeq and is a predicted model, not a curated record. NCBI's taxonomy places the organism in Eukaryota, Fungi, Basidiomycota, Agaricomycetes, Boletales, Suillaceae. The transcript is spliced from 3 exons.
AUGCAACAUGAUCAGGUUUUGGGCAUCAUGAAUGUCAUCACUGCAGAACCAGCUGGGUGCUACAAGCAACUCAUAGAUGCUCUUCAGCAGGUCUGGGUGGAACCUGUAUGCUUUGUCAAUGUCUCUCCUGAUGAUCAUGUGUGCAUUUUGGAGCACAUGGACUCUCUGACAUUUUCAAACUAUCACACAAACAGCAUCCAACCUGUCCCUCCUGAACACACCUUCACUGGUGCUCAUUUGUGCAAACAUGAUUAUCCAUGCUCUCACUCUGGUCGUAUGCAACUGGUUUCCAAACUCAUCCCUCCUCAACAUACCACCACUAGUGACAACAAUCUGCCUACUGACCCAGACUCUGAUGCAAAUGCUGAUUAUGUUCAUCCAUCCCAAAUGGAUGUUUCAGAUGCUGAGGCUCCUCUAUGUGGAGAUGAGGGCUAUGACUCAGGAAGAGAUCAUGACAUGGAUGCUAACGGUUCUGAUGCAGAUACUAAUGGUUCUGAUGCAGACGAGUGGAAUGGGGUGUAUGCAGACUAUGACCAUGGCAUUGAUAGUGCAGAGGGGGACUAG